AUAACAUAUCCCUAAAAAUACCUCAAACCCUUCCUUCUGCCAACUCUCUUCUUCAUUUUCUCCAAAACCUUUCCCCUUAUAAAUAAGUGCUCAAGACACCCUUUUAGUUUCUCAAAAAAGUUAUAUAUAAUAUAUAUGGAGUUCAUCAUCAACAAGUCUAGCUUCACUCUCAUCUUUAUUCUCUUCCUCUUUGCCACUCUUCCUUAUUUCUCAACAGGGGCUAUUGUGGUGGAUAGUCAUGAGAUUUAUGAGAUUGAUUAUAGAGGACCUGAGACCCACUCAUCAAUUCCUCCGCCUGAUCACUCAAAUGGAAAACCUAGAGUUCACAGGCAAAGCUCAUGGGGACAUCCCAAUAACCCUAAAUCUAAGACCACUUACUUGGGAAGAAAGAAGAUGAAUGCGACUUUAAUGCACCCAUUGAAGAACGACUCGAAGUGCCAAAUCCAGAAUUUGAGAUGGUGGGUAAUGACGAUGCUCGAUUUCAAGAAUUUCUAGGUCGACAUAGAAAAAUCAAAGACAAGGAUGCUCACAUUCCACGUCGAAAUGCAUUAAUUGAACACUUGUGGGACGAAUAUAGUAUCGAAAAAUUAGUUUAAUUUAAUUAAUAUUUCAAGGGUGUGUUAUGUUUUAGAGUUAAUUGAAUGUAUUUUAUUU
Humulus lupulus (European hop) is the source of this 654-nucleotide messenger RNA. RefSeq lists its product as uncharacterized. The record is from RefSeq and is a predicted model, not a curated record. The transcript is spliced from 3 exons. The coding region runs from base 136 to 495 and encodes 119 amino acids. NCBI's taxonomy places the organism in Eukaryota, Viridiplantae, Streptophyta, Magnoliopsida, Rosales, Cannabaceae.